Molecule: messenger RNA, 4823 nt
Organism: Haliotis rufescens (red abalone)
Lineage: Eukaryota; Metazoa; Mollusca; Gastropoda; Lepetellida; Haliotidae
Product: slit homolog 2 protein-like
Exons: 2
Coding region: 134-3736 (1200 amino acids)
Molecular function (GO): protein binding
Source: RefSeq, a predicted model, not a curated record
UGGCGCAGAUAGUUUUAUGUAACUGUUGCUUGUACCGAAAUAAGGAGUCGUUUGGUCAGAACCCCAGCUGUGCCUCGCCUGGACUUAGUCGGGACUCACUGAAAUGUCAGGGUGAGAGAAACUGAAGCCCGUCAUGCCUGCUGUCAACAUGGACGGAAUGCUCGUAUAUAUCAUGUCGAGUGUGGUGCUAUUUCUGUGUGUAUAUCCGCGAGCGUCUUCUGUCAGUCUGAAAACAUUCAGCUACAGAUGGAUGAACGGGACCUUCCGCCAAAUGUCAUACCCAAGAACCCAACAUGGCGACUGUGUUUAUGACGCCACACGGUAUCGAGUCACGUGCGUCAAAAAUCACCCCUAUGACGCCAUAACGUCAACAUGGCGGCACAAGGCGGAGAAUGUUUCGUACGUCGCCGUGAACUGCCGCGCUCAGAGAAUAUACACAGGCCAUUAUGAGAAGUGUGUAUGUAAAGACAGGACGAUGGCAGCACAUCCGCACAAACAAACGCAGAGAGAUUCCUAUGUGUUUUGCCAGCUUGAUGCGAUAUACCGUGACAUGCUCCAGCCGCUGUCCAACCUAGAAGUCCUGGACCUCGCUCACAAUCAUCUGUUCCGAAUUCCUCCGCACUGUUUCGAUGAUAUGGCGAAGAUGAAGCUGCUUUCACUCAGCAACAAUCAGAUCGAGCAUUUCUUUGACAGCCUCCUGUGUAACGUGUCCAGUCUGGAGGUUCUGCUCCUGCAGGAUCUACCUCUAACCUCUUUCCCGGGGAAUCUGUUUUAUUGUGCCGCGGACUUCCGGUCAAGCGUCCAAGUUAUUGAUGUCAGCCAUUCGAAAAUAUCAGCUCUGAAAAGAGAAGACUUUAAGUCUCUAAGUCAGCUUGGUCUUCUUGAUAUUUCUUACAACGAACUAGCCGCGCUUCCUGAAGAACCAUUCUUUGGGCUGUCAUCUUUACAAACUCUUGACAUCUCAGGGAAUCAUUUUACUGAACUGCCUAAGUCCUUCUGUGGUGGUAUUGAACACGUCGAACGGCUUGUCAUCAAUGACAACGAGCUUGAGAGCUUCAAUUGUUCAAUAUUUGAAACAUGUAGUAACUUAGAAUACUUAUCGCUAUCAGAUGGAGUAAUUUCAAAUAUAACUGGGUCAUCUUGUCGACUUGAUGCCCUAAAACAUCUCGAUCUUUCAAGAAACCACCUGUCCCAUAUACCGCUACGGUUACUGCAUAACGAUUCGGUGAUAGAGUUUAUCGAUAUAAGCCAAAACAUGCUGGAGGGGAUAGGCAUUGAGACAUUUCAUGACAUGACAAGAUUAAAGGAUUUGAAUAUGAGUUAUAAUCAAAUUGCUAAAAUCGAUGACACAUUCCAGAAAGCAUUUCUACACCUACACAAUCUGGAAGUUUUAGAUUUAAAACAAAGUCAAAUCCACCAUUUGAAUAACAAUAGUUUUAUAUCACUGCUAUCUCUCAAAGAAUUAUAUCUCUCAGAUAAUUAUAUACAACAAGUGUAUGCAGAAUCGUUCACGGGGCUUGGAAACAUUAGCAAACUCUAUCUACAGUCAAAUAACAUUAGUGUAAUUGAGAAGGGAUCUUUUUCCCAGAUGAAACGCCUUAAAGUCUUGGAUCUGUCACGAAAUCACUUAGUUCACCAUGCUAUAGAGUAUCCAUCGUCCCUGAGGCAGUUGCACUUGAGCCACAACAAGAUCAGUACAAUGAAAUCCAUGGGCAACCUCUUCAAACUCCAGGAACUAUAUCUCCAGGGUAACGACAUCAGUUACAUUGCGUCGGAUUGGUUUAAAAACAUGACGAGUCUUCAAAUAGUUGACAUGAGCGAGAACAGACUGUCGACCAUCAGCGAUGGGCUGUUUUCAACACUUCCGAAACUAGAGGAGCUUAGCUUAAAGAGCAAUGGACUGACUCUCGACUUUGCAAAAGACCUGUUUCAUGAGUCUAAGCUUAUGCGCAGACUUGACCUCAGUGAGAACCAUAUAAUGAACAUUGAUAAAUUAUUGGAUGGAAUCUCACUGAGACAUCUAGAACAUCUUGAUCUCUCUUUCAACAACAUCCAAGCUAUCAGAGCACCUUUAAACAACAGGAAUGAAUCUGUAGCUCUGAAGUGGCUCAACCUCGAAUCGUGUGGUAUUGAAUCUGUGGUUCGCGAUGCCUUCAUUAAUAUGGAUGUUCUGGAAUAUGUCAAGCUUGUUAAUAAUUCCAUCACGUUCGUACCAUUAUUUAAUGCCCGUCUUGGUGCCAUGUUUUUCGUCAGAAGGAACCCCAUCAUCUGUUCUUGUGGGAUGGUGUGGCUGGAAGAGCGCUGGCUUGACACGGAUACAGUCGAUAAGAUGUCCACAUACGACUACGAUGUUGACGUAUGCACGACGUAUCCGUCCAUGAUCGUCAAACCGAUACGCAAGCUAUCCGACCGGGAAUUCAUGUGUCCAGUACCAUCUAACUGUCCCCCUGAAUGUGACUGUUUUGUUCUCAAAGAGGGGGGAUCUGUUUAUAUGACAGUGUGCAGAAACAACUUAACCGAUAUACCGCAGAAUCUGCCGCACGACUCGGAAUACUUGUACCUUGAUGGGAACAACUUUCACACCGUGGAGAAAAUUUCAAAGGGGUUUCACUACACAGAAAACAUUUUCCUUAAUAAUAGUGGCGUUGAGUCGUUUGGUGAGGAUGUGUUUAAAGACUUCGGCCAUGUGUUCGUCAUCGACCUUAGCUUUAACGAUUUAGAAGCAAUUCCAAAUUCCCUAUUUCAAGGACUAAACUAUUUGAAGGACAUUAAUUUAAAACACAAUCAUUUGACGCACAUUAGUAAAGGACUUUUGAAAAAUGUCCCGUCACUUCAAAACAUAGACAUAAGCGAUAACAACAUACAUCACAUCCUUCCAGAGAUGCUGCUUGACUUAGAUCAUCUCGACACAUUCCGAUGGAUUAGAUUGUCUGGCAACCCCUUGCUCUGUUCGUGUCCCAAUCAGGAGUUCCGUCUGUGGAUGGAAAGACACUCAAGCAGAGUAUACGACCGCAGGAACGUUAUGUGUGAAGGAGAAGAGAUACGUCGUGUUGACAUGGAUCGAUUCGAAUGUGAUGACCCCUUUCCUGAUGCUCUGAAAACGGCCGUGAUUGUUGCGUGCGUGGUGUCCGCAUUUCUGCCACUGAUCGUCCUACUUGUGUAUUGUCGUAAAGAGGUGUCCGCAGUAUGCUACGCGAGAUUCAUUCCCAUUUGUGACACCGGAACCGGAAGUGGUCACCACCAUACCGACCCGUGUAUAUACGACGCGGUGGUGUUGUAUGACACAUCCGAUCCCAAAUGUUUGUGGUGGAUUCAGAAAUCAUUGGUGCCAAAACUCACCGAGGGAAGGAGGAAGUUCAAACUGUAUAUCCUCAAGAAUGACAUCCUAUCUCGUGAGUCGGCCAUGUUUAACAUCCAGAAGAGUCACUGUACUAUAGCAAUUGUUAAUAACACGUUCCCACAAAACAGAUUUGCACUGGAAUGCUUCCGUCACUCGGCCACCCAGGACGUUGGCAACAAUGGAAACCAUCGUAUGAUUAUGGUCACGUGGGGGUUUAUUGACAAGAAGAAUAUGCCGCAAUGCCUGAGACAUUAUAUUGACAGGGAGAGAGUCCUGCCGGUGACAAGCACCUGUUUCUGGGACAAGCUGAUCCAGAAGUUACCGGACACCAGGUCCGGCCACAGGAGCCACGGAGAGGACAAUCCGGCUUACAACGUGGAGGAAAAUGCCUUGUGAUGCUUCCGAACAACAGGACAGGUACAAAAGGGAGGGAUAUUUUUUUAUAGUGAUAUCAAUAUUAUUUCGGAAACGGCAUCAAGCAUAUGGAAUGAACGAUGAAUUUUGUGUGUAAAAGAGAGCAUUUCUAUGCAUAUUUGUUCAAGUAUUUUCUGAAACAAAUAUUUGUUUGUGAAAAAUACCCUACAGUGAAUGUUUUGUGGUAGACAUUUUUUUUAUCGAUAAAAUACAAUCCACAUGAAGCGGCAUAAUCAAACAUGAUAAGAGCAUGCAGCAAUAUCGGAGACAUUAUGUUGGCCAGGACUGAAUCCUCCUCGUGGCAAGCACCUGUUUCUUGGACCUUUUAUGUAAUCAUGACAAUGUAUUCUUCAGUAAUUCAACAAACACAUGUUAAGAACUGCUUACCAUAUACUUCAAUAUAAAAUAACCAUCUUCAAAGAUCGUAUCCUGUAUUAAUAGUUCGCUUUUGGGUUCAAACAGAUAUACUCAUUUGAUUUACAGAAACAGAGACUGAUUAUUUAAUGAUAUAUGAGUCAGGUGAGGAAUGUGUGAAUAUCUAUUGCUUCUUGUGUUUCUUGUCCUCUUUUGAGGCAGCUGAGUGGUACUUGUGUCCAUUUGGAGACAAAAGGCGGUGUGUGGUUAAAACGUUCGCUCGUCACGCCGAAGGCCCGGGUUCGAUUCCCCACAUGAGUACAAUUUGUGGAAUGUCUUGAGAUGAGAUGUGUUGAGAUGAGUUAUUCGUCAGCAUUAAUUGCAGGAAAGCGGUUGUUUGAGAUGCGGAACGACUCAUGCAUAUUCAUUACAGUAACCAAGCAUGGCGGGGCAGUGAGGUAGCCUAGUGGUUGAAGCGUUCGCUCGUCACGCCGAGGACCCGGGUUCGAUUCCCGACAUGGGUACAAUGUGUGAAGCCCAUUUCUGGUGUCCCCCGCCGUUAAAUUGCUGGAAUAUUGCUAAAAGCGGCGUAAAACCAUACUCACUAAUUCACCAAGCAUGUUGUGUCGAGAAUGUUGGUCCUUAUCUGAAUAAUCUGGAAAAUGUAUUCGUACAAUCAGAUAGAGCAUAGUAUUAACAUGAAUAAAAUAAUACA